Tachysurus fulvidraco (yellow catfish) is the source of this 4775-nucleotide messenger RNA. RefSeq names its product lysosomal associated membrane protein 1a (gene lamp1a). The record is from RefSeq and is a predicted model, not a curated record. The coding region runs from base 340 to 1587 and encodes 415 amino acids. NCBI's taxonomy places the organism in Eukaryota, Metazoa, Chordata, Actinopteri, Siluriformes, Bagridae. Gene Ontology annotation, cellular component: membrane. The transcript is spliced from 9 exons.
UUUAUUUGUGUUUAUAGCGUGUUAAAAAACGUGUGAAAAAGUUGCUCGGGUGGGUAGACACGUGACCGCGCUGCUGGGUGACUCGUAGACACGUGACCGCGCUGCUGGGUGACUCACAUGACUGGAACAUUCCCGGUGUUGAUAUUGAGUGCAGUAGAGAGAGAGAGAAAGCGAGCAAGCCGAAGGAUUUAGCAGCAAACGAAGAGAAAGAAACUCUUUUGGACAACUGAACCUGCCUGUUUGUUUGUUUUUCCCCGAGCAGCGCGUGACUCCGGGUGUGUUUACUGCUGUCUUUACUAAAAACCUGCCUGUUUUCCGAGAGCGAAUUAUUUAAUAAACAUGGCUCAUAAACUACUAUCCGGCUUCACCAUCGGCUCCUUAUUUGUUUUAGGCUGUCUGACAGCAGUGCAUGCUGUAAUAUUUGAAGUAAAGAAUGGAAAUUCAACUUGUAUUAAAGCAGACAUCUCAGCUAACUUUACCAUAACGUACCCUAUCAUCAAUGGCACGAGAUCUGUGGUUGUGCCGCUUCCAGCAACAGCAGUAGUGGGAAAUAGCAGUACCUGCGGUGAAGCAGGAGUUUCCCCGGACCUGCUGGCGUCCUUCGGUGACGGUCACUCUCUGGGCCUGGUGUUCGCCAGCAACAACCUCAUAUAUCGUGUGGCCAACCUUACACUGAGCUACAACCUGAGUGACACCACCACCUUUCCUAAUUCCUCCAGCAAGGAGAUUGUGGUGUUGAGCACAAACAGCUCUCAGAUCUCUGCAAAGCUCAACACCACCUACAGGUGUUUGAGCUCCAGCUCAGUCAGACUGGGAAGCUCUGGAGCGACAGUCACGUUCUUCAACAUCCACAUGCAGGCCUACAUGCCCAGCUCCAACCUGAGCACUGACGAGACCGUUUGUUCAGCUGAUAUUCCUACCACCACUGUUGUACCUACUACCACCCCUGUCACCCCGACCACCCCUGUCGUCCCGACCAACCCAGAGCGUGGCAACUACAGUGUUGUAAACUCCAACGGCACGACCUGUCUUCUUGCCAGAAUGGGGCUGCAGCUGAAUGUAACCUAUUUCUCCAAAUCUCAGAAUAAAACGAUCGUGAAAAUAAGUAACUUGGACCCCAAGAGUACGUCUUUCUCAGGGAUGUGUGAAUCCACGACCGCUACUCUGCUGCUGACUGGAAAUCACACCAACCUCACCUUCACUUUCUCACUGAACUCCACCACCAAAAUAUAUCAGCUCAGCGCUUUGAACUUGUCAGCCAGCUGGGAAGAUAUGGCAGCUCCAUUCAUUGUCAGCAACAGCAGUCUUCAGUACCUGCAGGGAACUCUUGGCCGCUCCUACAUGUGCAGCGUUGAGGAGGUUCUUCCUGUGGUCAGCACUUUCACCCUCAACACCUUUGACCUGCAGGUUCAGCCUUUCGGCAUCCACGACAACCAGUUUGGACCAGCCGACGUGUGUCGAAUGCAGAAGGACAACAUGCUGGUGCCCAUCAUUGUCGGUGCUUCCCUGGCUGGCCUCGUCCUCAUAGUCCUCGUUGCCUAUCUGAUCGGCAGGAAGAGGAGUCAUGCGGGCUACCAGACCAUCUAAAGCACUACUAUCUGACUAGGGCUAUACUGUGUGUGUGAGCUCGAGUAAUGUUUGUUUCCAGGGUUGUUAAACCUUUACCUUCAUUCAUUCACUCCACUUCCUUUUAAAUAUAUAAGAAAAAAAAAGGCCACUUGAAUAUUACUGCGUCUCUAUUUCACCGGCCAAAUCACUGGCAGGCCCACUGACUGACUGGCAGGCCCACUGACUGACUAGCAGGCCCACUGACUGCCUGACACGCCCACUGACUGCCUGACACGCCCACUGACUGCCUGACACGCCCACUGACUGACUGGCAGGCCCACUGACUGACUGGCAGGCCCACUGACUGACUGGCAGGCCCACUGACUGACUGGCAGGCCCACUGACUGACUGGCAGGCCCACUGACUGACUGGCAGGCCCACUGACUGACUGGCAGACCCCCUGACUGACUGACAGACCCCCUGACUGACUGACUAAAAGUCCCACUGAUUUGACUCUAGAUAUGCAGUAGUGACACCUGUACAGUAGGUGGCACUCUAAACCCAAAACUCGGGCCAGUAAUUCCACAUUAAAGUGUCGUCCCUCUGGUUACACCCCAGACCCUACACCCUAAUUGUCCCCCAUACCUAUAACCCCUAGUCCCCUUUCAAUACUCCCCCUUUUGGGAUUAGUUAAAGCCAUACCUAACACUUCCAUGACUACUUCCUCUUACAUUUUCCUUCUCUGAGUAAGAAAAACCAAAGAAAACACCGGGAAAAGUCUCUUCAUCCCCAAGUUCAGCACAUGACGUCAUGUUAACACUCGGUAACUCAGAGCGUCAACAUACCAUAAUCCAUCUACACAGACAUGUUAGUUGGGUAAAUCUCUAGCACUGACCUUACAGUGUACUGUUUUGAGAAUGAAAAGACAUCAUGAUUGUUAGCUGGCUAGCGUUUAUGGCUGCAUCUGUGUUUUGUUUUGUCUUUUUCCUUGAACGUGUCAACUUCUGUCUACUUCUGAACCGAGUGCAGCGUAAUACUCCAUCACUCAGAUGCAGAACACUGGUUGGACAGUUGAGACAGCAGUCUCUGGAUGGUAGCAGUGAUGUUUGCCUAGAGCUUUCACUGAUUUGCUAUGGUGAUAAAGUGGCUAGGUUUCACGAUUGAGAGCUUUCAGAUGUAGCUGAGCUUUAGCAGCGUACGAGCUGGGGGUAAAAAACAAAAAACAACAAUUCAGCACAACGUGGCUCCAUCUGAAGCUGGGAGAUAACUAGGUGGAAGUUAGAGGCAUACGAAGGAUUCAGGGUUAAACGGUGACAAUAUUUAUCUUGUAUGUUUACCAACUGGACAGUAACCUCCACUUUUGCUUUUAGCUAGCUCGCAUGUUCUCGACAGUGAAGCUACAUACAUUCAUACAGACACACGCUGUUUAAAGAAACUGGGAAAAAAAAACAACUUAUGCCGAGCAUGAACGCAUGAAGGACUUUGGAUAACAAUUUGGCUCAUUAGCUCAUACCUUUCAUGCAUACCUCGGGAAGGUUGAACUCGAUUUGAAACAAAGCUGUUGGGAAUUUUAACAUUUUCCUCUGUUGUUUUGGCAAAACAGUAAGAACAUUUUUAAUAUAAAAUGACAGUAGUGUAACACACAGCAUCAACCACCAGCUAACCCGGAGCAGUGAAUAAUGGAAGAGUGGGCUGAUGUGUGAAUACAGUGAAUUCACCCCAUUUAUAAUAAUAAUAAUAAUAAUAAUAAUAAUAAUAAUAGUAAUAAUAAUAAUAAAAUUCCAGCCUCCUGUUAAAGAUUUGCAAAGGUCACAGGAACAUCUCGGAGUCUUUAUUAGUGAAGGAGGUCUAGCAAAAUAUUUGGGUUAUUAAAUUGAUUAUUUUAUUGAUCACUAUCAUGAAUUAACUCUUUGUGGUCAUGUUUUUGUCAUAAUUACUAUCGUUGGUUAAGGCCCAAGUGUCACCACUCUGGAAGAUCCAGAGAAAUGCAGAUUAUGGUUUCAUGGCACAGAUGUAAAGAGAUUAAUUUAUGGGGAUGAGACCUGACAAUGAGCUCUGACGCACCAGAGAAAACCGGGAGAAGGAACUGUAAGAGAUUUUGAGAGAACAGAAAGAGAAGAGAGACUCUGAUACCAGGUUUGAAGGAUAAUGGUGUCAGGUGAUGAAAGCCUUAGAAGCUCAGGUUAAAUAAUUGAUGCACUUGCCUCCUCUUUUCUCCCAGUUAGCGAUCUUGAAUUCGGGCUUGGAUUCGAUUCUCGCCAUCUUUCUUUUGUUGCUUUUUUCCACAAAGAAAUAGAAAAAAAAAACGUUUCCGGGUCGGUGUAAGAAAUUUACGCUAACUCGAACUUGAUUAGAAAACAUUUUUGUAAGCAAAGUGCGUAGUGACAGCGAUUUGAAGCUUUCAGCCAUCGGUCUGUUUUGGUAAAUAUUAACACACCUUCUCUGAUCCAGCAUCCAGAAGCCGUUACACAGACCAAAGAGAGCUGGAUGUGUAUUUAAUCCUUCAGAUGAUCGAGUUAGUUUGAACGGUGAAGGGUUUAUUUUUCCAUUUAAAUAUUUUUUCCUUUUUUUUGAUAUGCUUUUUUUUUUUUUUUUUCUUCUUUUCUUAAAUUAAUUCCUUUUAACUUUCUGGGAUUCCAUUAAAGAAAAAAAAAGGGAAAACCGUGAUCUUCUGUACAGACCUGUUAUCUUGACGUUCUCACCCGCCGAUGCUCCUCAAGGCUAAUGACCUAAAAUGUAGGUCUUUCACAAAGCAAACUGAAUUAUAACUCAAAAGCUUCAAGUUUAAUGUCUUAGUUUAUUUUUUUCCUCAAGUUACAGUAAACGAAAGCCGUGCAGCUCCCGGAGCAGAACCCAAACCCGAGACACUUUGUAAAGGGGAGAAGUUUGAUAAUGCGGGUUGUAGCAGCUGUACAGAACACUGAGGGAUCUGAAAUUAUCUCCAGGGAUAUAAUCGUCCUUUCGAGCACAUAAUGAAACCUUUCUCGGUGAACAGGACAAAAGUAUCGAGAUUUCAUUGCAUGUGUUUGCAGUUUCCGAUUCAAAUUUUUCCUUCGUCGUAUGCUGUACAGCCGCAUUUACUCUUCUUUUUUUUCCAAAUAUGUCGCUUUGUCUAAUCUCUUCUGAUUGAAGGUUUGCUCAUAUAUAUUUGCAGUGAUCUGAUCUUUUAUUUUUGUAGAGAACAUUUUUAAUGCGUGGUGAAGCCAAUAAAAGAAGUGAAUACUUUA